Drosophila mojavensis is the source of this 837-nucleotide messenger RNA. RefSeq names its product pyridoxine/pyridoxamine 5'-phosphate oxidase. NCBI's taxonomy places the organism in Eukaryota, Metazoa, Arthropoda, Insecta, Diptera, Drosophilidae. The record is from RefSeq and is a predicted model, not a curated record. The transcript is spliced from 2 exons. Gene Ontology annotation, molecular function: pyridoxamine phosphate oxidase activity; FMN binding. Bases 1 to 783 code for a protein of 260 amino acids. Gene Ontology annotation, biological process: pyridoxal 5'-phosphate biosynthetic process; pyridoxine biosynthetic process.
AUGAGGCUGGGAGCGGCUUUGAGACAGAGGCUCCGGGGUGUCGCAGUUGCGCGGCUCUUGCUGUCACCCCGCGGCCGUAGGGAGUGUGUGAUGCGGAAUGUAACCAGAGCGGAACUUGCGCCACAGCCGGACAGCUGGCACAACAGGAUUGCCAUCCGGGAGCCGUAUCUGAUCUUGCAUCACUGGCUGUCGAUCGCCAUGGACACGGAGCCGCAGAGCAAGGCGCGUGUGGCCUGUUUGGCCACGGUGGAUGAGGCGGGGCAGCCGGUCACGCGAAUGACCAGCGUCGAGCAGAUUAACGCCUCUGGGCUGACGUUCUACACGGCGCUGGGCAGUCGCCUGGCGGGCGAGAUCCAUGCCAAUCCGCAUGUCUCCUUGCAGAUGUAUUGGCCCCACCUGGAGCGCAGUGUGCACAUUGCCGGGACUGUGAGUCCGGUGUCCGCCUUUCAGGCGCAGCUGCAGUUCGCCCGCUAUCCGCGGGAGGUGCAGCUCAGCAUGCACGGCAUACAAACUAGGAAACGCAGUCUGCUCGGCAAGAUCAAGAAGUGUCUCUCGCUGAUCCUCAGCGAGCAGCGGCUGCCUAAAGUGCCUGUGCCCUCCAACUGGGGCGGCUUUCUCUUAAGUCCCACUCUGUAUGAGUUCUAUCGCACCUGCACCAAGACGCCGGGCAGGCAGUGUAUGCGCUUUCGGCGCUGUCUCACGCUGCCGCGCGGCAUGCGAAAUGAAACCCUAAAAGCGGAUCGUUAUGACUGGGUGUUCGAUAGCAGCGUUCAGGAUUCCUGAGAAAUUCGAUAAAAAAUUUUAUGUGCAGAAAUUAAAAACGUAGUACAUAUUUAA